This is a messenger RNA of Cariama cristata (Red-legged seriema), 666 nucleotides long. Its product is annotated as dual specificity testis-specific protein kinase 2-like. The transcript has 6 exons. Lineage: Eukaryota; Metazoa; Chordata; Aves; Cariamiformes; Cariamidae. Gene Ontology annotation, molecular function: protein serine/threonine kinase activity; ATP binding. The annotation marks the transcript as partial. Gene Ontology annotation, cellular component: cytoplasm; nucleus. The record is from RefSeq and is a predicted model, not a curated record. Gene Ontology annotation, biological process: protein phosphorylation; actin cytoskeleton organization.
GUGACCCAGACUGUGGCUUGUAAAGUGAUGGUGGUGAAGAUCUACAAGAAUGACGUGGACCAAGAGGUGAUUGUGCGUGAGAUCAGCCUGCUGCAGAAGCUGUCCCACCCCAACAUUGUCAGGUACCUUGGGAUAUGUGUGAAGGAUGACAAGCUGUACCCCAUUCUGGAGUAUGUGAAUGGAGGUUGCCUGGAGGAGCUCCUGGCCAGCAAAGACAUUGCUUUGACUUGGAAGGAAAAAGUGGACCUAGCUUCUGACAUCACCAGAGGCAUGAUCUACCUGCAUUCCAAGAAUAUCUACCACCGAGAUCUCAACUCCAAGAACUGCCUCAUCCGAGUGACGUCGCGAGGCCGCGAGGCACUGGUGACUGACUUCGGGCUGGCCAGGGAGGUGGUGGAGCUGCCUGUGAAGGAUGUGGAAAGGAAACUGUCUCUGGUGGGCUCUGCUUUCUGGAUGGCUCCUGAGAUGCUGCGGGGUGAGCCCUAUGACCGGAAGGUGGACGUGUUUUCCUUUGGCAUUGUGCUCUGUGAAAUCCUGGGCAGGAUCCCAGCUGACCCCGAAGUGCUUCCCAGGACUCAGGAUUAUGGCUUGGAUGUUGCUGCCUUCCAAGGGAUGAUCAGCGAAUGCCCCAAGCGGGUGAUGGACCUUGCUGCUAGCUGCUGUUGG